GCGGCGGGAGUGAGGGGGAAUACAGGCGGGAUAUCUGAACGUGGGGAAAAAAUGCACCUGGUAGAUUUAAUUCUGGGGGGAUAUAUUCCCAGCCAAAUAAUAUAAAUUAAUAAAGAUACACAAAGAUUCAUUGUGGUGAUGCCCUCCUUUUAUUGACUAAACCACUCAAGGUAUUCAUUACACGGCCAUUUGAUCAGGAUAUGGUAAACUUUAGGUAAAACUAGCUGAAAUUGGAGAUUUAUUUAUUGUUUUUUCCUCCAAAGUCAGGUAUUUUGUCCACAUUGUCAGCUAUGUGCUGCCCCUUUAAGAGCUCAGACAGGAAGUGAAUUGAGAGCACAGUCCAUGUGAUUUAGCUGUGUUACUGCCAGCUGGAGCUUGCCCUGUGCUCUCUGUAAGGACUGCAGUCUGAGUGCACUCACUCCUUAUAGCUCUAGACAUGUCUGCUUAUAAAGAAGUGAAGGUAGAAGGAUACCAGGCCUACUGCCAGGAGGUGGAGAAACACAAGGGAAAGCCAGUGUUUGCUUAUUUUUCUGGAAAUAAGAAUGCAGAUGGGGUGAGCUGGUGUCCAGACUGCGUGAAAGGUAUUAUAUCUAAUUAGUGGAGUGCCUUGGUAUCCUCAGACCCCUUCAGUGUUGUGUCAAUGCCAGCUAUGAUAAGCCUUCUGUUACCAGGGACCCUGUAAAUCUCUGUGACACAGUGUACACAUGAUGUCACUUAGAUUGUAAGCUCACUGGCUAUCUAGCAAUAUCUGUAUAACGAAUCUUCAAGGGUUAGUACUCUAUCUUUUGUAUUGAUCUCUUUAUAUUGUACAGUCUUUUUUUCUUAAUUUUACAGCGCUGCUGAAUAUGUUGGCGCUUUAUAAAUGUCAGUAAUAAAUAUCCCUUAACUGUAAGCUCUUUUGAGCACGGUCCUUAUCAACCUUUUGUCCCGUACCAUUUUGUAGUUUUCUCAUUGUUAAAUUUUACCCAUGAUAAUAUUGUAAAGCGAUUUGGUACAUGUUGGCGCUAUAUAAAUGGCAAUAAUUAUAUUCUCAUUCUGUUGUGUUGCUAUACAGGCAUACCCUGCUUUAAAACCCUCACUUUACGUACACUCGCGAGUACGGACAUAGCUGCGCGUGUACGUAAAGGUGCCUCAGGGAAUGGAAGGUUCUAUUCUUGCCUGGAGCAGCUCAGUUCAGUGUCAUUGGGGCAAGAACUUUAAACACCUUCUGACGUGGCACAGGUUAAUCCUCUCAUUCAUUCUGCUUUUGUUUUAUGGGUUGGGUUAGGAUCUGUAAACCUCAAACAUGUUAGGGCAAAUUUAUAAUGCCUACUCCUAGCUGAAUAUAUAUAUAUAUAUAUAUAUAUAUAUAUAUAUAUAUAUAUAUUAUGUAAUUUUUUUUUAUUAUUAUUUAUUUAUUUAUUUUCUGCCCUUAUAUUGUCCAUAUUCUGCAAUCGGCUGCCAUCCAGUGAAUGGGUUAAGCCUUCCAUUUUCUAGAAUAUGACUUGGCAGAUUAGCUGCAAUUCUGAGGAAUAAAAGUUAAACCAUAAAUGCUUAACCCCUUAAGGACUGGACUGUUUUUGCGAUGUUGUACAUUUGCGACCAGGAAUAUUUUUACACUUUUGUGGUGUUUGUGUUUGGCUGUAAUUUUCCGCUUUCUCAUUUACUGUUCCCAUACAAAUUAUAUAUUGUUUUUUUCAGGACAAAAGGGGAUUUCUUUACAUACCAUUAUUUAUAUAAUCUCAUGUAUUUUAAUUUAAAAAAAAUACAAAAAUCUGAUGAAAAAUUGAAAAAAAUACAUGUUUUUUGACUUUUACUUGAAAAAUCUUUUACUCAUCUACAAAAGCGAAUGAAAAAAACUGCUAAAUAGAUUCAAAAUUUUGUCCUGAGUUUAAAAAUACCUAGUGUUUACGUGCUUUUUUGCUUUUUUUUGCAUGUUAUAGGGCUAUAGGUACAAGUAGGAUAUUGUGGUUUCAAAACAUACAUUUUUAAAAUUUAUCAAUAGUGACAUUGUAACACUAUUAUCUGUCAUAAAUCUCUGAAUAACACCCCACAUGUACAUAUUUUUUUUAAAGUAGACAACCCAGGGUAUUCAAUAUGGGGUAUGUCCAGUCUUUUUUAGUAGCCACUUAGUCGAAAACACUGGCCAAAGUAAGCAUUAAUAUUUGUUUGUGUGUGAAAAAAGUAAAAAAACUAAAUUGAACGCUAAUUUUGGCCAGUGUUUGUGACCAAGUGGUUACUAAAAAAGACUGGACAUACCCCAUUUGCAAUACCUUGGGUUGUCUUCUUUUGCAAAUGGUAUGCCAUCAUGGGGUAAUUCUCAUUCCUGGGCUACCAUACGCUCUCAAAGGCAACGUAACCAACCUGGCCAUUUUCAAUGUAAAAAUAUUUGACCCAUAUAUUUGACCUUGUAACUUUCAAAAAUGCUAUAAAACCUGUACAUGGGGGGUACUGUUUUACUCGGGAGACAUCGCUGAACACAAAUAUUAGUGUUUAAAAACUGGAAAACGUAUCACAACAAUUAUAUCAUCAGUAAAAGUGCUGUUUGUGUGUGAAAAAUGCAAAAAAGUAACUUUCACUGACAAUAUCAUCGCUGUGAUAUGUUUUACUGUUGUGAAUCACUAAUAUUUGUGUUCAGCGAAGUCUCCCGAGUAAAACAGUACCCCCCAUGUACAGGUUUUAGGGUGUCGUAGAACGUUACAGGGUAAAAUACAGUGCUAGCAAAUUAAAUUCUCUGGAAUUUCGGCCUGGGUUGGCAGGCAGGUCCCUCAAAUUGCAAUCAAUAAAAUUACUGAAUUAUGUAAAAAUAUUACAUAAAUACGCACGUAGAAUUUAAAUAUAUAUGCAUAUUUAUAUAUUUGAAGUCUACGUGUAUAUUUAUAUAAUUAUUUAUGUAAUUUUGUAUAUGGACGUAUGUAUAUUUCUUAUUAUUUUUAUUUAUUUUUAUAUACAUAGAUAUAUAUACAAAUUCAUUCUAAGUGUAUUUUGAUAUAAAUAUAUAUAUAUUAAUUUUAAAAUACAGUUAGAAUAAAAUUUCAUAUAGCUAUAUAAUUUUUUAAAAUUUUUUAUUAUUAUUUAAAAAAAUUUUUAUUUAAUUUAAAUUACUUAUUAUUUAUAUUUUAUAAUAAUAUAUAUACAAUAUAUAUAGUUAUUAUAUAUAUUAUAUAUAUACGUGUGUAAUUUAAUUAUAAGUGUAUUUUUAUAUUAAUAUAAGUACAUAUUAAUAUAAAAAUACACUUAGUAUGACAUUAUAUAUAUAUGAUAUAUAGACAUAUAUUAUAUAGAUAUAAUAUAUGUCUAUAUAUCAUAUAUACACAUAUAUAAUUAUUUUAUUUUUUUUAAUUAACACUAACUUUAUUUUUUUUUUCUGAUUUUACACAUGCAGGGAGACUGCCUGUCAGCACAGACAGUCCCCCUGCAGGCAGCACUAUGGACACCUAUUGUGACCAUGUGAUCGCUGUGUUAAGCGAUCACAUGGCCACAGGGGUCCUAAUCUGCCGUGGGGAGACUGUCUGGGCUGCAGGCAGUCUCCCCACAACCGGAGGAACACUGAUCGCCGCCGGGGGAACGACGGCGAUCAGGUAAGUACCCCCAGACCGUUAGGACGGUUCAGGACCGUCAUCGGUCGGCAAGGCAAAAAUGCCGAUGACGGUCCUGAACCGUCCUCGGUCCUUAAGGGGUUAAAGUGAUAAAAAAGGUGUUUCUAAACAAAGUGUGCAACUAAACUGCUAACAAAUACAAAUUGGCACUGGAUUGACAGAAAAUGGCCUAGUGAGCAGGUUUAUUUUACUUUUCCUCCCAGUUUAAGGUUGUCAGAUGAGUAAAACAUUAAAGGGACACUCCAGGCACCCAUACCACUUCUGCCCAUUGGAGUGUUCUGGGUGCCAACUCCCACUACCCUUAACCCUGCAAGUGUAAUUAUUGCAGUUUUAAUAAACUACAAUAUUUACCUUGCAGGGUUAACUCCUCCUCUAGUGGCUGUCUACUGGACAGCCACUAGAGGGCACUUCAGUCUUUAUAGCACACGAAAACUCUCGCUAUGUGAGGACCUCCAGCGUCGCUGAAAUCCCCAUAGGAAAGCAUCAAAAGCAUUUUUCAAUGCUUUCCUAUGGGGAGAUCUGCCGCGCAUACGCAUUAGGUCCCCCCCACAGCGUCGGUGGACCCUGUACCGAGGGACAUCGACGCUGGAUACAGGUAAGUCACUGAUGGGCUUUUAACCCCUUCAACAACUUGGGAUGGGAGGGAGAGAGGACCUGCAGUGCCAGGAAAACGGUUUGUUUUCCUGGCACUGGAGAGUCCCUUUAAAGAUAAAUGGUACAAUCUGGAAUGAGUUUAUUUUUUUUAUUGUUUGUUUUAACUGAAUAAAAGCCCACUGGAAAUCACUAAAUAAAUCACUGGAAAUCUGCAGUAUCAGUUAUGCCUGUAAAUGACUAUUGCAAUGCAGUACAUGCAUUGGUUAGUGAAAAGUGAAAGUUAUUGCUUCACUUUAAGUACAUUUUAAUUUUACAUACAUGUUCUUGUCCCAUUGUGUACUUAAAAGUGGGGUAUGCCUGUACUGUGGAUUGGGACUAGGCCCCUGCCAACACUGUUGCAGUAAAUGCUAUCCAUAGCACAUUAGUUUUGCAAAACAUUUGUGGCUAUUAUUUUCCCAUUUCACUGUUUAGUAAGUAAGCCCCUUGUGCUUGCUUCUGCUGAUACAAAUUAGUUUAGAGAUGCUUACAGUCUUAAUAUGUCACAUAUUCCAAAGGAGAUUCUCUGUCUUGGUGUAAAAUGAGAUGCUAAUCUAUGAACAAUGAGUCAAAGUCCUUCUCCAGUAAAGCACAGCUAACUAAGUACAUUAGUUACUAUUUGGAGUGUCCGCUGUAAUCAUUUGGUGAUGGUCCCCUACUUUUUGUAGUUUAGACCACUUUAAAAAAAAAAUAAUAAUAAUUAAAAAAAAUUAAUUCUAAAUCACCCCAAUCGUUCAAUAUUUUUGAAAAUGCUGUGUGUACCCCGGAAUUAAGAGAUUAACUUGAACAUCAAAGGAGUUCUCCUUCACAACAGCUUAAAGGGACAUUAGUCACCAAAACAACUGCAGCUUAAUGUAGUUGUUCUGGUGUCUAUAACAUGUCCCUGCAGGCUUUUUAAUGCAUACACUGUAUUUUCAGAGAAAAAACAGUUUUCUUUACAGCCUACGGACACUUCUCGUGGCCACUCCUCAGAUGGCUACUAGAGGUGCUUCCUGGGUCAGUGCUGUACAGUGUGAAGCACUUACUGUCAACGUCUCCAUGUUUUGCAUAGAGGUGCUGCACUUUUUUCUUAGAAAUGCAUUGAUUCAGUACAUUUCUAUGAGAAGAUGCUGAAGCAGUGGGUUUGAUCUCUGCCAAGGCGGCAGAGUGGGGGUUGAGCCAGCCACAAAGAGAUCUGCGCAGUGCUAGAAAAAGGUGAGUCAAUUAACCUUUUAUCUAGCUGACAAAGGGGCCGGCCACCUAAAUAGUGCUAGAAUUAGUGUCAGGAAUACACAUUUGUAUUUAGCGCUGGUAGAAGUAUAGUGUUCCUUUUAAGUAACAAAAUGCAGGCAUUACUGAUCUGUAACAUUGUAAACUAUUUUCUUGAUAUUAAUUCAAAAUGUUAUGCAGUUUUUAAUCUUUUUAAAUGGGGAGAGAUUAUUCACUGUGCACUGUUUACCAUGUAUUUCAGCUGAGCCAGUAGUGCGUGGAGAACUCAAGAAUCUUCCUGAUGACGCAGUAUUUUUAUACUGCCAAGUUGGAGAGAGACCUUAGUAAGUGACGUAUGUAAUUUACAAAUCAUCCCCUCCCACUUUUUUUUUUUUUUUUUUAAACUUAUUAAUUUGAUCCUGUGAAUGUGUUAGGAUUAUUCAAUGUGCAGUCUUUGCCAUCACAUAUCCAUCAUGACAAUUUUUGCAGUUGCUCUGUCACACCAAAAGAGCUUUGAGUAUAUCAUAGAGAUUGAACCUUCCUUUUAAGAAAUGCUCAUAAAAAUUGAGUUGGAAUGUCAUUAAAAUCCCAACGCAGUCAAAAGAUGAGAAAGUAGGGCGUUCUUUGUGUUAUUUUAAAUCUCUAACUUGACAGAAGGGCGUUGUAUUUCAUUACUUCCCCCAGAAAUCGCUAGUGACCACUGUGGGAAUAAAGCAUUAUCUUACUCAUCACCAGAUUAUCUCUAUGGCGGCACCCUUUCUCGAAGGAACAUCCAUAGAGAUUGUCAAGGUGACCAGAGCUUCUUUAACACCUUAAGUACCAAACUUCUGGAAUAAAAGGGAAUCAUGACAUGUCACACAUGUCAUGUGUCCUUAAGGGGUUAAAAGGCAAACACAAUUUACUGUUUAGUACAUAUAACCAAAAAGUGCAAAACCAGGCAUUGGCUUCCAUAGUGUAUUAUAUAUUUUUUUUAUUAUGUAAACUGGAUACACAGUACUUAAACCUCUGCCACAUGUAGUGUAGUCACAAAGAUCUAAACCAAAAGAUGAAGAGGAUAAAAUCUCUUAAGGAAUUCCGAUGGUACUAUAGCCCCCCAUGAACUCGUUCGAGCUGCGUGCCAUGCCAGUAAGGGAGUUUUAUUACAGAACCUCACAGUAGGCAAAUUUGGAAGAUGGGUGAUCGAUGUACUCCCUUCCUCUGGGAGCGUGAAUGAUCACUGGUACAGUGUGAUAUAUAUAUAUAUAUAUCUAUCUAUCUAUCUAUCUAUAUCUAUCUAUCCCGGCUCAUCUUCACUUCAUGAGCUGGUCUUAAAGAAACCAGGCAUGGUAACCUUCCUUUCGGUUUGAAUAGACAAAUAUAUAUUCCUCCAUUAUUUGUAAAAUAGCAACCGUAAAGGUACGUUUUAACAGUGGAAAGUAGAAUUUCAUAGAUUGUUGCCACUAAGAACUAAAAAUAAAAAACCGUUCAAGAAUUUAAAUCCAAUGUGGGCUUUAUUGUACUUUGGGAUUUGGGGUGAAUGGGCUCGGUAUGCAGAAAUUUUAUAUGCACACAGUCUCUGAAUUAAAAUUAUUUUGAAAACAAAUAUAAUGCAAAAGUCCUAAUGCAAGUAUAAACGGUAAAAUAAAGCAAUUAGUUUUAUAAGAAAUGAGUCUUUAAGGAAAAAUAGUCCUUUUACCAGAGUUCCAGCACUUGGUAAAUGAAGAAAGAAUUGAUUUGAAGCUGUAGUUGAAUUGCGGGAGAUGCUGGGAAAGCGUUGCAGGGGUUAACCAAAGUAGAUUCAGGGUAGUAAAUUCCACAGGUGAGGGUAGUCAACUCACUUCUGUCUGUAGAAACAGCACUGCAGGGGUUAACCAAGGUUGAAUCUGCAUUGUAGGGGUUACUCCAGGUAGAAGGCAGGUUUCAUGCAAACAAGUGUUGAUUCAGGGGAAUUCCACAUGUGUGGGUAAUCAACUUCAGACAGGAGCUGGCUCUGUACUCAAGGAGAACAACUGAGCACAGAUUUUAGGGUUGUCUGUGCUUAAAUAUGGAAAAGUGCAUGGGAGGGCCUAAAUAAGUGAAAGGCUCUGCUGGGUAACUAGGUGUCCACACCUCCCUAUAUGGAUGGGAUGCUAUGUCAGUUUGUGCAUUUAACUUGCAAACUUCCAUGCUUGUUGAGCUGGAUUUGCCAGACCGUGUCAGCCUAAGCUUAUCCUGGAGCAGCAUGGGGAGCACAGUACAGAUCACCCUAUACGUCCACAGGAGGAGAGGUAGGGGUAAGGGUAGACGGAGUGUGCCUUCUGGAAACAGGACAGGCAGAGCUGUGACACAGUGCUAUAAACGUGUUUGUACACUGUUUAGUCCUUUCUUAAUCAGUAUAUUGGGCUCACUGUAUAACAUACACAGUACAAGGGGUCCACCAUAGUAAUGAGCAUUAGUUGACUUAUGUGUGGGGGUUUGUAAUAUAAUAACUAAUUUUUUUUAUUUACAAGAAACUGUAUCACCGUUUGUUCCAUUUUCUAAAACCUUAUCCCCUUUUUUUUUUUUUUUUUCCUCUCGUUUAGUUGGAAAGACCCGAACAAUGAGUUUAAGCAAGUUCUAAAAUUGACUGGUGUUCCAACCCUCCUAAAGUGUGGAACGGUGAGAUAUGUUAAAACUGUUUAUAUUGAAAGGGGAAAAGUAAACCCUCUACCUCUGCAGAAUUAACACUGUUUUGUUCCGACCCCUUCACUAUCAUAAACAAAUCUUGCAGUAUAUAUAACAUUUUAACUUGAAUGGACGUCCUCUUCACUAUAUGGUGCCUGUAGAAGCAGGUACCAUUCAUUAACUCUUAAAGGACCAGUGUAAGCAAAAUAACACCUACUGUUAGCUGUAGUGGUUGUGUUUCUUAAGAGUGUUCCGGUAUUGCACCCCAGUCUAAUGUCAAAUGUUUUAGGCACAAUUUCUGAAAAUGAGGCGCUGCUCUUCUUGAUACCUGAAAACCGGUUAUGGUACUAGAAGCUUCACAGUAUAGAAUUGUAUUGUAUAGAGGUAAUCUGUUUUUUUAAUUUCUACAAAACUGAUAUAGAUUGUGGCCUCACCACAAUCUUUUGGUAACUAGCAAUAUGCUGUCAGAGAGACUUUACAUUUUUAGUCUAGAACUGGCACCAUGCUGAUGAGAACCACAAGGUCGAAUCUGCAGUCCAUGGGUGGUUUCCGUUUGGAUUUAAAACCAAACAAAACAACUCUUUAAAACAAUGUACGUUGAUAAAGGUGUCUUAGUUCUGAAAGAUGACACCUAUCUGUGGAAACAUGAUUUCUCAAGUUACUAAGCCCAAGAAGGACCGCUCAAAGUCCUACUUGAUAUGCAGGUGUGUGUCAUAAAAUAUUUACUUUAAUAUUAGAGUAGAGAUUGUAGCCAUGUUAGUCCAAUGAUGCAUAUGUAAAAUAACAGAUGAAAUUAGGAUGCGAGUUAAGAAAUACUCCUAAAAUAAAGAACACUGAAACAAGACCGCUACAUUGAAAGUUUCCAUCUAAGAACUACAUUCCUGGAGAUCAAACUAAACCAAAAGAGCAUGUUUCGAAAUCUCUCCGUACAGGAACAAGCUGACUUAAAAAAUAAUCACAGUAUCCCCAUCAAACUGUGCCAGCACAUAUACACAAACAACACGGCCACCCACAAAAAAAUCUACAGCAUUAAAGGAUGAUACUCCUGCACAUAUAGCAAUGUGGUAUACAUGAUUCAAUGCACCAAAUGCCGCUUAGAAUGCUACACCCCAUUAAACACCACAAAGAAGAAUCCUACUGCACUCCUGUGGGACAGUAUUUUACCCAGCCUGACCACUCAAUCAAGGACCUACAAAUUAAAGUGAUCACAGAUUUAGCAAUACCCAUGAAAUAAACACCCUUGAAGCCAGAUUGAUACCAUAUUUUUAUUUUUUUUAUUUUUUUUACUAGUAAGAAGAGAGGACAAAAUGUUGAUUUACAUUUCCUGUCCCAUUACUUUACAUGACUCCCUUAUCCAUUACCUUACUCUUCUUUCAAAUGAAUGCACGUUAAAAUGCAUUCUGAUGUUUUUAGUAUUAUCAUCAUUAUUAUUUUUAUAUAUAUUAUGUACAGACAUUUGCUUUCCAAUACUCAAAUGCAUGUAGUCUUAUAGAUAUAUGUAUGCAUAUAUACAGGUGGUUGUGUGUGGUGUGUGUGUUUUUUUUAUUUUUUUAUUUUAUUUUAUUUUAUUUUAUUUUAUUUAUAUAUAUAUAUAUAUAUAUAUAUAUAUAUAUAUAUGUAUAUGUACAUUUGUCAGUAUAUUUAUUGUUGCUUUAAGAUGUAUAAGUGUGCAAGCAUAUAUAUUUGAGUGUGGGUGUUUGUGUAUAUGUGUGCAUAGGUUGUAUUAUAGGCCUUCAUGCAUGUUCGUGGAUGUGAAUUCAAGAAUUCCUAAUUUAUGUAAUUUGUUUAACUCUUCCCCUUCUAGUACCAUCUCCUGCACUGUUUGUGUUUUCUCUCCUUUCCUUCACCCUGUGAUUAUUUGCUAUUUAUGACUCUCUGGGGGAAUGGUGUAUAUUCUCUCUGACCUUUGUCUUCUCUGCACUCCUGUUUCUGUAACCUCAGUAUCACAACUCGACUCAAAGGGAGGUUCUCCCAAUAGCUUGCCGUUCCAAAAUUCUGUCCAAUAAAAAAAAAGGUAUUCAAAGACACUAAUUUCAUCUGUUCUUUUACAUACUUUAGUGGGUGAUAAAAUGUUAAUUGUACAAUUCCAUACCUCUAUCCCUGCAACUGGGUGCCGCCUCCAUCUCAGUCAAUAGCAUACAUAAUUGAACCCAUUCUGGAGGAGGUAGAAAUAUAUAUCUUUUAAUCUAAACAUGAUCGGAAAGUCACAGAUCUUACAAACUUUGCCUGUGCCAUAGGCAAUGAAAGCACUCUACUCCCAUCUGUAACCCUGGACUUCUACCAUCUAUUUAUAUAUUUAUUUUCUUCUUUCUUUUUCAGACCCAGAAGUUGGUGGAAGAGCAGUGCCUUAAGGCUGAUCUAGUGCAAAUGAUUUUUUCAGAGGACUAAAAUAAUAUCUGGUUUUGUAAACUUUCUCCAUUAUUAAUAUAUAGGAGAAAUGGUUAAUGGCCUCUGCUGUGAUACAAAAAAAGCAGAAAUCGUUUAACCUUUUAAGGACCAAUGGAGUAAUAAAAUGUCCUUGAAAAAUCCAACAUUAAAAUGGAAUGUCCUAUUCUUAAGAAAUGCAGAACUGUUCAAAACUACAAAGGCAAAUUAACCGGGACAUUUUGUAAUGAAAUGUGGUGGUAGGGCUUUAAAGAGGAAAUCAAGUGAUUCAUGUGUCUUGACAUUUCUUUUGGGAUGAUUACAUAGAUAUGUAAAGUACUCAGAAUGCCAUUGGACUGAGGAUCAAUGACUUCCUAUGCUAUUAGACCCUGCACAAAUUCAGCUUGCUCUGCAAAUAUUUGCUAUAUUCAUGCAUCAUUUUCACAAACUUUAUAACAAACUGACUUACCUUAACACAAAGGCAUCUGUUUCCUAAAGAUUCCAUAAUGCUUAUGGGAAAGGUAGUCCACAAACAUUUGGUGUGUUUAGGUUAGCCAGUGCUAAUAUAUGGGAUUUUACCUGCUGUAAUAUUUAGUCAAAAUUAACAUAUCCAACUCUGCUGUUCUAGGUUUGUCUUCUGAUUCGCAUAACAUGAUUUAGUAAACAAACCACUGCAUGUUUAAUUUUGUAAACCUUUUGUAAAAAAUAAACAUAUUAAUCCAGAAGCAACAAGGAGUAUGCUAAAAAUAAAGAUAACAUUGAGACCUUCUGUAAUGAUUUUUACUUUUUUUUCUGUGCUUGAUUUAAGAUUUUAUCAUAGAUAAUAGGUUG
Molecule: messenger RNA, 11213 nt
Organism: Pelobates cultripes (western spadefoot toad)
Lineage: Eukaryota; Metazoa; Chordata; Amphibia; Anura; Pelobatidae
Source: the annotation of a GenBank genome assembly